This is a messenger RNA of Syngnathus typhle (broad-nosed pipefish), 1823 nucleotides long. RefSeq names its product myosin binding protein Ha (gene mybpha). Gene Ontology annotation, molecular function: protein binding. The transcript has 13 exons. NCBI's taxonomy places the organism in Eukaryota, Metazoa, Chordata, Actinopteri, Syngnathiformes, Syngnathidae. The record is from RefSeq and is a predicted model, not a curated record. Bases 27 to 1583 code for a protein of 518 amino acids.
CACACGACCGGCUGUCUCUCAGCACCAUGCCAAGCAAGCCCGCACCCAUUAAAAAGAACCCCGUCAAGAAGGCGGCAGAGAAGGUGCCAGAGCCUGACCCGCCGGCCGCUGAAGCCGAGCCUGCUCCGGUGGAGACGCCUGCCCAAACCGCACCCGAAGGAGAAGAAGCACCAGUGGAGGACAGUCCCGGUACGGAACAAAUAAAUGCUGCAGCUGCUGAAGGCGUACCUGAAGGCGACGUCCCAGCUACAGAUGCGCCGCCUGCGGACGCAGAAGCUGCUCCUCCAAUUGAAGAACCACCCAAGGCUCCUACACCCCCACCUCCUUCAGUUCCAACCAGUGCGCCAUUGGAAGUAUCUGUGGAGGACGUGAAUGACACGAGCCUCACCGUCAAGUGGAAGACACCGGAGAUCCUCGGAGAAUCUGGCCUAGAUGGCUACACUGUUGAAUACUGCAAAGAUGGAACUCCAGACUGGGUGGUGGCAAACCAGGAGUUGACCCCGGCUACCCGCUACUGCAUCAAAGAGCUGACAGCAGGUGACCUGCUGCUGGUGCGCGUGCUGGCCGUAAACGCCGGCGGCCGCAGUGAGCCGGCCACGCUGGUGCAGGCCGUGGCAAUUCGCGAGGUGCUCGACCGGCCGAAGAUCAAAGUUCCUCGUAACCUCCGCACGUGCUUUGUGAAGAAAGUCGGAGAGCAAAUCAACCUGGUCAUCCCGUUCCUUGGCAAACCCAAACCGUCGGUGUCCUGGCUGAAAGACGGUCAGCCUUUGGAUACAAAAAGGGUCAACCUCAGGAAUAGCGACAAGGACAGCAUCCUCUUCAUCCGCGGUGCUCAGAGGGACGACUCGGGGGUUUAUGAGAUGACAGUUAAGGUGGACUGCUUUCAAGACAAAGCCACUAUCACCCUUCAGAUUGUUGACCUUCCCGGUCCUCCCAGCAGUACAAAACUGGUAGACUGCUGGGGCUUCAACGCCGCGCUGGAAUGGACUCCUCCCAAGGACGACGGCAACACGGACAUCACUGGGUACAUUGUCCAGAAGGCCGACAAGAAGACCGGGGAAUGGUUCACCGUGAUGGAACACUACCACAGGCUUACCGCCACCGUCUCUGACCUCAUUAUGGGAAACUCGUACCUCUUCCGAGUGUUUUCUGUCAACAAAGUGGGCAUCAGUGAGAAGAGCGCCGUCACCAAGGACGUGGCCGUAAUCCCGAAGACAGGCAUCAUCUACAAGCCUCUUGAAUACCAUGAGCAUGACUUCAGCGAGGCGCCCAAAUUCACCACACCGCUUAGCAACCGGGCCGCGACCGUUGGAUACACCACCAAACUGCUGUGCUCAGUUCGUGGAAGUCCCAAGCCUAAAAUCGAAUGGCUGAAGAACCAGAUGGUGAUCGGUGAUGACCCCAAGUUUCGUCAGCUCUCCAACCAAGGUAUCUGCUCUUUGGAGAUCCGCAAGCCAUGCUGCUUUGAUGGAGGCGUGUACACCUGCAGAGCCAAGAACGAUCAAGGAGAGGCCGCAGUCUCCUGCAAACUGGAAGUCAAACAAGUGAUUCUUUUGGAGUCGGAUAAGGAAAGAAGCAAGUAAAGCGACACUUCAACCUUCAGAGGGUUCUGGGCAAAGUGAGAGGAAAAGAAACUGCUGCUGCUUUGUGUACAUAAUGAAGAAUCAGUCCUCAACCCACAGCACAACAAUCCCACUUGUCUCAAUGUUGCACGAUCAUCUAGUUUUGUCACGUAUCAGGCUGAAUGUCCAAUUCUUCUUCUGUCACUUCUAGUUUGUUAUACUGUAGUAUGCCACUCAAUAAAAUGGAUUUGAUUUUGCAAA